Molecule: messenger RNA, 2318 nt
Organism: Elaeis guineensis (African oil palm)
Lineage: Eukaryota; Viridiplantae; Streptophyta; Magnoliopsida; Arecales; Arecaceae
Product: leucine-rich repeat receptor-like serine/threonine/tyrosine-protein kinase SOBIR1
Biological process (GO): protein phosphorylation
Cellular component (GO): membrane
Molecular function (GO): protein kinase activity; ATP binding
Source: RefSeq, a predicted model, not a curated record
UUUCUUGGGAGGAUUAUAUGAGAAAAAAAACCGGCAUGAACCCAGUUUAGCCGUUUGUAUGGGCCCAUUGAAGGCCCAGUAAUUCUUUAUAUUUGACAAAUAGCUGGAUGGCUAUUUAACGUCACACGUGGCGUUAAUCAGCUGGAAAGCAGGAAGACUUGGAUUUCUUUCCGGGCUGACGGUCUUAAUCAGGUGCGUGGAAUAUGAGCGGCCGAGGAGACGUGUGUGGGACUGAGAACUUGGAUAUUAACAUAUUACGCGGAACACGUUGAAGAACUUAAUAUGAUAUACCCCACCCACGACCCUAAACAACGCGUGACCGACGACCCCAAAAUUUGUUUAGAUAUCUUCCUAAUUUAAGCCAGGCCUUGCUGCCAUUUGCCAAUGGAUCUUAUAAGAAGAUCAUGGCAGAGUUCAAAUUUCCUUUAAGAUAGUUCUUUAAUGUCCAUGUAAAAUGGGAGUUCAAGUGGCUGGAGAGGUAUAUCGGCAAAAGAAGAAUAAAGGUGUUCAAAUCGGGGGCGGAGCAUGAUGCCUUUUUACUUCGUUUUUUUUUUUUGAGCUUUGUUCUUUCUCCGACCCGGUCAUUCCGUUCUUCAAUAUUAAUUCCUUACAAAGUUCAUGCUCUUCUCUAAUAGCCUUAGUCAAAUACACUACUUUUAUAUAUUAAUAAUUGUAGGAUUUUCUAAGCACUUGCUGCCAGAACCAGAUCCGUAGACUUUCAAGAGCAGCUGUAGGAAGGCAUGGAAAUCUCACUUGGACCAAGUCUCCACUUAUGCGAUAUUUAAGUAUGGACCACGAAACCUGAGUGACGCUUUACGUACGUCUGAAUGAAUUCUUUGAAUUAGAAUUCUAAGCUGCUAAAUCGUCUUUUUUUUUUUUUGAUAGAAAGCUAAAUCCGCCAUUUUCAUCGAUCCUCUUGAUCUAAGAAAUUCCUAGUUCAUCACCCCAUCCCUUCUCGGCCAUGGUCACCCUUCUUCCUCUGCCUGUCAUCUUCGUCUCUCUAAUCGCCUCUUGUAAUGGCAGCAGGAGCAUUAGAAGUCCAAACAAAAGCUUCAUCACAUCUAGGAUCACGUACUCUUUCCACACGAAAAACACCACCACCACCACGUUUCGCACACGUGUCGAGGAAUCAAGUGUUCCUUCAUCAAAUGAGAAAUUUCAUAUCAAUCCUAUAGGAGUUGCAGUUGGUUUUCUGAUACCUCCUAUACUAUUGUUUCUGUGCUGGUUGGCUGUAAAAUAUUGCAGGAGGAACAAAAGCUGUAACAAAGUUGGUGACGACUCUCAGCCUACAUUUUUCAGCCCAGUGAUCAGGUCCAUUGACCUCUCCUUCUUUGAAAAGCUCGAGCAAGGUGGCCUUCAGUUGGGGAUCGUUGGUCGUGGAGGGUGCGGUGAGGUGUACAAGGCUGAGUUACGGAAUGGUGAGAGAAGAUUAAAGAUUGCAAUCAAGAGGAUCAUGCAACCAGCAAUUGAUGCAGAAGAGCUCUGUGAAAAGGAAACCAAAUUCCUGAACUUUCAGAUGCAGCAAAUCAGAUCAGAGAUCCAAACAGUUGGUCAAUUGGGACACCCAAAUAUUCUGCCUCUCUUAGUUCAUGUGUCACGGCCUAAUUACCACUACCUUGUCUACGAGUUCAUGAAAAAUGGAAGCUUGCAUGAUGCUCUCAAGGGUGCUUCUGAUGGAUUGAGAAACCUGGAAUGGCCAAUCCGAUACAAAAUCGCACUUGGUGUUGCUGCCGGCCUCGAGUACCUUCAUAUAAUGCAUAGACCACGGAUAAUUCACAGAGAUUUGAAACCUGCAAACAUAUUGCUUGACAAUGAUCUAAAUGCUCGGAUCUCCGACUUUGGGCUUGCAAAAUUGGUGCCAGACUCGAUCAGCAGUGCAAUGAGAUCCAAGGUGGCAGGGACGCUAGGUUACGUUGCACCUGAAUAUCAUCAGACGAUGAUGUUUACUGAUAAAUCUGAUGUAUAUAGUUUUGGGGUGGUUCUAGCCGUACUGGUCACUGGCAAGUUUCCAACUGAUGAAUUCUUUCAGGGAACAGAUGAGAUGACCAUUGUAGGAUGGGUUAGGAAUGUGAUGAGGUCAGACAAUCCGAGGAUGGCCAUAGAUCGGAAGCUGCUGGGGACUGGGUUCGAGGAGCAGAUGCUGCUGGUUUUGAAGAUUGCUUGCUUUUGCACUUAUGAUGAUCCAAAGGCCAGGCCAAAUAGUACGGAUAUCCGAUGUAUGCUAUCUCAAAUCAAGCACUAAUUAAAGGUGCUUCCCAUAAAUUAUGCCGUAUAAAUUAUCAUCUUUAUCUUAAUCUGGCAAGUUCUUGAAAACCAAA